CGCGUUUUAUGUGGCUAUCGCUGUGUGUGUUGCCGCGUUCUGUAAACUUUCUCAUUGCACUCAUUGUCGGCGUGAAAUUUGAUUUUUAUUACUUGACCUUGGUCGCUAUUACGCGUUUCCUGAGUAGUCUAGAUUAGAGCGCAUGUUACCGGCACGUUGUGAUCGGCUGAGUAGUGAUGCUGCUUGUUUCCAACUGGUUGUGCAGCUUUGUGUUAGGAAGACGUUGACAAAACUCUGUACGGAUUUAUUUUGUGGUUAUGUUCGAGUUCGAAGAGGCCGCGACUAAAUAGGUACCUAUACUAACGGCGCAAAGAGAUUUUUGCCGAGAAUGGCGGGGCCGCGACCGUAUUCCCUCGGCUUCGACGAGCUACAGAGGCGCCUCUGCAAGCUUUAUGAGGAAAAAGACCUGAUAGUAACCUUGCUCGACGACAUGCUGGUAAAUGUGGAUGCGAUGGUUGCCCACGGGCGUAAUCUGACUAACAUGAGUCAGUUUUUCAGUUAUUUUGUGGACGCAAGUAGCAUGAUGGAGCUCGUGUAUAUGAAGCUCUUCAAGGUUCAUCUGUUUCUCACUGAAGAUACUUAUGUUGAUUCUGAACAACAGAGUGUGCCCCGUAUGGCUAUCACAUACACAUCCCCUGACAACAGUGACCGGUACAGCAACUCCCAGCUGGCUGCACUGGAAGCACCAAAGGAUAGUCUCAGCUGCCUGCCAUCUGGUCACAUGCUCUGGGUGUACCUGCCCGUACUGCUGCUCUGCAUAAUCCUGACAGUGCCAACUCAUACUGGCAGCUGCACAUACUGCUACUGUGCAUGCUUCGUGUCUACCUGCUGUUGCUGCACACCUGUUCCAAUUGCUGCUACUCCAGCUGUACUUCCAUGUGAACUGGCACCAAACGAUAGCACAGCUGCUUGCAGUGAAACUUAUCCUGCUGUGCAUACUACAGCUGCAGAUACCGCUCUUGUGCACAGUUCUGCUAUUUCUUCAACUAGCCUGGUGUUGAAUCGUGGCACAAAUCCUGGCAGUGAGGAGUACACUGCUACUAUGCUUGAUCGUGCCACACACAGCCUAGCUGAGCCUGACCCUGCUGAACUUGGCUCCACAAUUCCUGCGACAGUUUCAAAAUCACUGGCAUCUACACAGACACCUGCAGUUGUCCCACUAGUACAGCAUCCUUCUGCUGAAGUCAUUGGCACUGUUUCCGUGAAGAGCUUUGAUCUAGGUGAUGCAUACUCGUCUGAGAGUGAAUGUAACCAGAACAAUUUGCCCAAGCUUGGAGCAUGUGUCUCUACACUAAACCAUCUCGUAACUCCUGUGUCACCCAUAAAAAGCCAAUAUGUUCGAAAGGUGGUGGCCAGUUAUGAGGCAGCGAUGAAGCCCAACUUUCAGCAGCAGAAACAACCAGAGCAUGCUACAAGCCCAUGUACAGCAUCUGCUAUACAACAGCCAAGUAAACCAACGGCUGUUGAGAUUCCUUUGCCUAAUGCAGCUGUUGUUGGGACCACACAAGGCAUUGUUAUUUCUUUCUACAAGACGCCAUCUGAAUUUUGGAUUCAGCUGGAUUCUUCUGCAAACAUAUUAGAAGAUAUUCUCAAGAGCUUGCAGGAGUACUACAGCAGCAGCAGUACCCAGCGGCGAGAGAUUACUGUCAAAGCUGGCAUGUACUGUGCAGCAUACUAUGCAGAUGAUGGCCGCUGGCGUCGUGCCAGGAUUCUGCAAGUUUUGAAAGGUCACGUUAAGGUGUUUUAUGUGGACUUUGGCAACAGUGACAGAGUGAGCAUGGAUUAUUUAUGCUUCCUUGAAGAGGAGUUUACAACAUAUCCAGCUCAGGCUCUUUGGUGCACUAUCAAGAAUAUGGAAUCCGCAGCUGGCUCAGGCAUUUGGCGUUUUCCUGCUAUUCGAGCUUUUCGAGACAAGAUCUCUGCACAAGGAAAAAAGUUGCAAGCCUUUUUCUACUCACAAGAUAUUGCCACAGGUCGAUACACUGUGGACAUUCUGGGUGUCAAUGCAGACAAUGUAUCCGUCAACUUGUCGCAGGAAUUCAUCACUACCUGCUCAUCGGGGUACCCACAGCCCAAUUUCGUUGUUGGGCCACUCCCAACUACACAACAUGCAGCGAUCUGCAUUCCCAGAACUGGUAUGAACAGCAACAGCAGCGAACAACGCUUCCGGCUGGGGCUAAGCACCAGUGAUUUUGUGGAAGGGAAAGAGUGGGAUGAAAGGAAAGGUGGAGAAAAUGAAGAGGACAAGAACAUGCGCAUCCUGCAUGCGUCUCAUCACUGCAUCAAAGGCUUCUACAUCUGGAGUCAUGACAACCACUGCUGUGACAUCUUCAAUCACCGUGCCUCCUGCUGGAAAACCCUUCCUACCACUACUUCUGCUCACACCAUAUCUCAGCCUAGCAUGCCUAGUGGACCUGUGCCUUCAAUGUGCGUGCCACCGCCUGGCAUGCGUCCUGUUGGCAUGCCUCAUGCCAGCACACCUUCAACUAGUGCACUGCCAUGUAAGGCGUCUCUUGCUAGCGUGGCCCCAGUGUGCACACCACAGCUUGGGGCGUCAUUGGCAGGUCCACCUUCCGCUCUCACUGACAAGGCCCCACAUCCAGUGGGCACGGCCCCGCCUCUUGUCGGUUCAGCCCCAUCCCCAGCUGGCAUGGCUCCACCUCCAGAGCGCAUGGUCCCACCUCCUACUAGUAUUGCCGCAUCUCCCGAUGGUGUGACCACACCUGCAACUGCCAUGGCGCCACGUCCCGCUGAAAUUUCUCCACCACCUAGCGACUUGUCUCCAGCUGCUACUGGCAUGACUUCAUCUCCUGCUGGCAUAGCUUCACCCUCAGCUGAAUCUGCAGUAGCUUCCGCAGCAGUGGCAGCCAUGGCUCCCACUUCUGCACCUCGUGGUAGCAUGCAACCACCUGGCUUGUACCCAGCUGCUUGGCAUCCAAUCUAUCCACAACUGGCCUGCACUCGUCCACCGGCUGUUGUGCCUCCAGCUAUCCUGCCUGAAGGCAACAGCUUUAAUGUGUGUCUUUCUGUGGUGUUCAACCCAUCGGACUUCUAUGGUCAGAUAGUGGAGAAUGUGAACCCUACAAUCAAGGUACUAGAAGAACUCCAUCAAAAUCUGAACAAGUGUGGCUCUCAGAGUGAGGCACCAGAGGAAGAAAUGGUGACUAAGGACUCUUUCUGGAUCUCCCGCUAUCACGGUGACCAAAAAUGGUACCGAGCUCGGAUACUUGACGUGCUUCCGGGCCCCACUUCUAAGUGUUUCAGGGUCCUGUAUCUAGACUAUGGCAACCGAUGCACUGUGGAUAGCGCCUCCCUGCGGCCAUUGCCUCCUGAGCUUGCAAGCCUUCCAGCUUGUGCCCUCCGCAUGUCUCUGGCAAAUGUGUGCCCAAACAAGGGCAACAAGUGGGACGAGGCUGCGAUCGCACUUUUUGUCGAUCUGACUGGCUUCAAGCUUUCCCUCGUUGCCGAGAAAAAGGGUCACCGACGCACUAGGUUUGAAGAUGUCAUGGAGGUCACGCUGUGGAACAGGAAUGGCCCAGUCCCUAUUAACAUCACAGCUGUGCUUGUUGAGAAGGCCUUUGCAGUGCUGAAGAAGGUUUCACUGGGAAUGUGAAAUUUGGGCACCAGUAAUUGUUGUAGUGCACCGCCCCACCCCUCAAGUUUAAAAUGUGACAGAAGUGGGUCGUUUAUCCAAGUUCAUAUGCAUACUUUUGCUUAGUGUUGUGUUCAAGGCCGAUCGCCUCUUUUUCUUCUGUCCUGUUUUUUUUUUUAUGCAGAAUUAGCAUAUGCACUACAACAAAGCUUCUUCUGGCUGCCUUAAAAAAAAAAAACUCUUUAAUACCAUUAGGGACAUUGAAGUUCUCUUUUUUAUGUCAGUCUUGCUGUGUGUGUUAGCUUUACCUUUGUUAAAAUUGUUAUGUGGAGUCCUGGCGACAUUGUUCAGGGUGUUAAUUUGAAUGUGCAAAUUCAAUAAACUGCAAUCCAGGCCAGGCGAA
Rhipicephalus microplus (southern cattle tick) is the source of this 3995-nucleotide messenger RNA. RefSeq lists its product as uncharacterized. NCBI's taxonomy places the organism in Eukaryota, Metazoa, Arthropoda, Arachnida, Ixodida, Ixodidae. The record is from RefSeq and is a predicted model, not a curated record.